UAUAUUUUACUUUUUUUUAGAUUUAUUCUUAUUUGACUUUGAAAAUCCAAGAGCAGAAUAUUUCUUUUUUUAUUUAUUUUUUGGCUUUGUUUAGCAAGUUUUGGAUUCUAUGGGUAAUUGUGUUUAACAUUUUCUUUUGGUAUUUAUUGUGUUAUCUGGAGAUUGAAUUUUACUUUUGAUCUUGGAUCUUUUUUUUUGCUUCAUUUACUCUAACAAGUGAAAAAGAUUGGAACUUUGUUGCUUAUAAAGUGAUUUGUUUUGGGUAAAGGUUAAAACUUUGAAUUGCAUGAGUAAAGAUUGAAACUUUAUUAGAAGAAAGAGUUAUACUAGUCAUUAAAAUCCAAUUUAGGAAGUUCAUGGUGAGAGUGGAGUACAUUGAAAUCUAAGUUAUGUGCUAUUACAAGAUUGGUUGCUUGUCUUUGUUAGCAGAUUUUGAUAACUAGAGAGUCGGGGAUUUUCGUGCUGCUUAGAGAUGAAUUUCUUGAUUAAUUGCAAUCUUGAUUACUGUCUGUUGUCUUGUUUUUUACUCUUGUAUCCUUGUGCUUUAUCAAUUGGUUUUAGUUCAUGAUGGACAAGACGAGUUGGUUCCUCCUUACUGUAUGCUAUAGGGAACAAUUAGUUUUAAGUCUUGAAGCCAGUGCGUGUGAACACAGCUUUAACAAAACAGUAAUUGAGAAUGUCCACGGAAGUCUCAUGUGUGUUCUAGGAGAAAAAAGUUAGGAUUUUUGUGAUGCUUAGAGACGAAUUUCUAGAUUAAUUGCAAUCUUGAUUACUGUUUGUUUCCUCUUGUAUCCUUGGGCACAACAUUGUGGUUCUAAUUAAUGAUGGACAAGACGAGUUGGUUUCUCGUUUCUGUAUGCUAUAGGGAGCAAUUAAUUUUAAGUCUUGAAACCGGUGCGUAUGAACGCAACUUUAACAAAACAGUAAUUGAAAAUGUCCACAAAAGUCUCGUGCGUUGUUGGAAGUGUGCUCUAGGAGACAAAGAAGUUAAGAUGUUUUCCACAUGUUGUUUGUAUGAUUCGUGCAGAGUGUGUGCAGUACUUAGGCUGCUUUGGUGCAAUUUGUCCUUUGAAAAUCAUGAUGGCGAGGUUUCCAAGAAUAUUUUCAACAGGGUAUAACCAUGGGCCUGUCAAUGAAGAUAUCCUCUAGUUGACAAAAAUAAUUUGUAUUUCAAGGAAAUUAGGGGUUCUCUAAAAUUAGAGAAUCUCUAAUUCUCAUACUUACCCCUACACGAACAUACAAGUCUCAACGCAUAACUAAAAAACUCCCGAGGAACACCGGACUUUAUGAAUGGGAACACAAGUGCACUAUAAAGGAUUCUCACCAAGCUAUUACUCUAUGAGAGACCUUAAUGAGGAUGCUAACAGCAGCAGUUGGCCCCUAUUUUAUGGAGAUAAGACUUUACCAAACGGGCAAUAUUGUAAUGGUUUCACGUCGAGGACUGUAACUGAUGCAUAUCCAGGGUAUGAUAAGGACAUUCUAAAGCAGAAAAUGAUUGAACACGAGGCCAUAUUCAGGAAUCAGGUGGUGGAACUUCAUCGCCUUUACAGAAUUCAAAGGGACAUGAUGGACGAAUUUAAAAGGAAGGAAAUGCAUAAACAUCGCUCAUCAAUGGAGCCAUCAUGUUCAUCCAGUCACCUAGGACCUCAAGUACCAUCUGAGGAUGUCCGGAAAUGGAACAUCACAAACCUUCCCUUGGAAAAUUCUAGUUAUACUAGACCAUCUACAUCUGGUACUGAAAUUGUUAAUUCUCCUUUUAGUUCUUCAAAAGGAGAUUGUGUACAGCCCGAUCGAGUUCUAAUGCAAAAUGAUUAUUCUUCGAAAGCCUGUGAUGUUUUGGAGGCUAGGCCCUCAAAGGUCCGGAAAAAGUUGUUUGAUCUUCACCUUCCAGCCAAUGAUUACUUAGAUACAGAAGAAGGUGGGCAGUUGCGAGAUAAUGCAGGAUCUUUACAUCCUAGUUAUCCUGCUAAUGUAGAUUAUGUAGUUACUCAAGAGAGUGGAACAAAAUUGUUUCUUGGUGGUGGUGCAAAGGGUGAUCGCCGAAAAGAUACUUCAACAUCCAAUUCGUGUUUGAGAAGCUCAAUUGGAUUGGCUGACCUAAAUGAACCAGCGCAGCUUGAUGAAGCAAUCGAUCCUGUUGAUUUUCUUGGUUAUGGUAAUAAUCAUAAAGAGACUAGAAGCAUAAAUGCUUCUGCAAAAUCAAAUUCACCGUUUGUGGCUUUGCCUUGGAAUUCCAAUUGUGCAAGCCCAAAUGAGUCUUUAAGUAACCGAUACGAUCGCAGUAGAGGCAAAGACAGGGAGUGGUUAACUUCAGCACAUGAAACAGGUAACAUCAAAGGCAGCUCAGUUUCAUUACCAAGAGGUCUCGAAGAAGAAAAGAUCCCUGCAGCUUCCCAUCAAGCACCAGUAAUGAUUAACAAAGCCUAUCAAGCUCCGGGCGCUUAUCUAGUUCACCAUAUUAAGGAUGGCAUUUGGAAAGAUAGAACAGGACAUAGUUUAGAUAUGUCUCACAGAAAUGGUGAGCAGUCUAAUUAUACUCAAGUGGGACCAUUUGUUACUUCCAAGAUGGCUAGUCCAUUUCCAUGUGCAAGUUCCUCUGAAUUUAGCAGUUCGUGGCCGCAUUCUGUCUCUUCUUGGGAGAAGCCAAACGGUAGCUUUACUCAGAGGUUAUCCUCAUUGCAUACAAAUUCAUUUUUCAACUCAUCUGCAGCAGUUGGUAAGGGUUCACAGUCAUCUCAGAGACAAAUUGGAGACUAUUGGCAAGCUAAUGGUGGCAGUUCUAGGGUGCGUCCAGGCUGUGCCAGUGAGCUACCCAACCGAAGUGUUUUCUACCAUGGGUCCUCAUCUGGGACGAAAGAAUCACCAAUUCACGUCCCUUCAGGUGCUUUUGACUCUUUGAGCUACAUUAAGGGGGACCGGUUUACAUCUGAACAUUCCUCUAAUAAUGCAUUCGAGAAUUUUCUCAUUAGUUCUAACAAUACGGAUGUGAAAUCUGCAAAAGGCUUCAACUUAAAUGUGCUAGCAACAAGUGCACUCAGCGAGGAACCUCCCAGGCAAGAUGUUGAGUUUAGUAAUGAAAAAAGAGAGCGUCAAGAUCCUGUGACAGUUUUGCCGUGGCUUAAAGCUAAAGCAAAUUAUAAAAAUGAGGACGUCAAUACAAGGAUAGGUGGAACUUCAGCAGAUUCAGGAUUUGUCCAGGCUUACUCAAACUCUCCUUUCUGCCAGAGUGAUCCAUCAGCUUUGGAACAUCACCAUAUGAAGACCGCAAAAGAAGUGGUCGAGACGCCACAUGUAAGGAAAAUCCUUGGUGUUCCAAUCCUCGAUAUUCCCGUAGCUUCCAGAAAUGAGUCGUCAUCAUCACUUGUUUUUGCUUCUGCUAAUCUUCGUUCCUCUCCUGAGAGAAAAACUAUCAAACAAGAGAGGAGUAUGGUGAUCGACAUUAACGUGGCUUGUGACCUUUCUAUGCUUGAGCCUGAGGAACCUUAUGUUGUAGAACAAAUUGCUACUAAGAAAGUGAUGGAGACAAAAGCUAUGAACAUCAGGAAUCACUUUGAUUUGAACUCAUGUAUUACUGAGGAUGAAGAAGAACCAGUUUCUGCUGUAACCGAUAAGGCCAGUGUGAAGACUAUUCUGGAUAUAGACCUCGAAGCCCCUGUACUUAUGGACAAUGAACAAGAUGAUUUGCCUGGAGAAGAUGAUGACAAGCAACACGAGGCAUCUUUGCAGCACACACAGGAGGAACUACUCAAGACUGCAGCAGAAGCAAUAGUUGCCAUCUCAUCAUUCACUCAUUGCACCGCAAUAGAGGAAGCAAAAAGUGAUCCGUCUGAUGAUCCCCUGGAAUCUCUUCGAUGGUUUGUUGACGUGGUCUCUUCUUGUGCAGCGGAGCUUGAUAGUACUCCAUCUGCAAAAGAAAUUACAGGCAAGAACAACAACAUGAUGGUUGCACUUGCACAUAGUUCUUUUAAGGAAAUAGAUUACUUUGAAGCUAUGACAUUGCAACUAACAGAGACCAAGGAGGAAGAUUACAUGCCUAAGCCAUUUGUUCCUGAAGUCCAAACAGUAGAAGAUGCAGGAGCAGCCAGUUCACUAACAAAUCGACCACGAAGAGGGAAUGCAAGGAGGGGAAGACAACGGAGGGACUUCCAAAGGGAUGUCCUUCCUGGUCUGUCUUCAUUGUCAAGGCAUGAGGUGACUGAAGACAUCCAGAUAUUCGGAGGGUUGAUGAGAGCAACAGGCCAUACUUGGAACUCCAGUUUGACAAGAAGGAACGGGACAAGAAAUGGAGGUGCAAGGGGAAGGAGGAAAAAAGUCGUGGACACCAGUACCCCGGUAUUGACCACAACAACGACAACCUCUCCACUAAUUUACCAACUUAACAACAUUGAAGCCAGUUUGGAAGAUAACAAAAGCCUAACAGGGUGGGGAAAGACGCCUAGACGCCCUCGGAGACAAAGAUGCCCUGCAGGCAAUCCUUCUCCUGUCCUGUUUACUUAAAACACAGGGCAAAUAACUCUGUAAUUUCAUCCAUUCAUCAUUUAUAGAGAUGACAUUAACCGAUUCGCGUUCAUUUUAUGAAUUUCUGGAGUGAAUUUCUUUUUAGCUA
This is a messenger RNA of Solanum tuberosum (potato), 4606 nucleotides long. RefSeq lists its product as uncharacterized. The coding region runs from base 1291 to 4497 and encodes 1068 amino acids. The record is from RefSeq and is a predicted model, not a curated record. NCBI's taxonomy places the organism in Eukaryota, Viridiplantae, Streptophyta, Magnoliopsida, Solanales, Solanaceae. The transcript has 5 exons.